UCAGUGGUUGGCUUCACGGUGUCCCCGCAGGUCAGAGCUUCAUCGGCGCUCAGAGGCAGCAGGAUGAGACGAGGAGAACUCCGACGAGCGGUGACCGUCCUCCCGUCCGUAGGCGUCCUCUCUCGGCCACGGCAAGCCUGAUGGGCGUUUUUGUCGUCCCCCUGCCGUCUUCGACGCUCGGAUCUAACCGGAAGCCGCGAAAUGAAACGAAUGAACGUGAGCACCAUGAAGUGUCAUGUUGUCGUGCAGCAUCACUUAUCCUCCUUGGAUGCGGAGCCUCGCUGUUUCUUUGUAGAGUUGAGCUGACAACUUUACGUCCGAUUUCCCCCCUCCAUUGGAAGCAAACCACGUCGGAUUGUGCAACUCUUGGAAAAGCGGCGACUUGCCACCUGCUCCCGGCGGAAUAACCACACUUAGCGGUUAUUCGGCUUCACAAGCAUUCUCUCCGGGCCACGCUGGAAGUCGCCCCCAAUGUGGCCGUCGGGAGUGGGCAGCCGGCAGCCUUGCCCGCGGGAGUCGGCGUUGCGCAGGGCGGCCAUCAGCGGCAACAUCCCGGCCCUGCCGCCUCACCACGUCCCCAGUGGCCGCAGCGUCCGCGUCUUCAUUUGUGCCAACCCUGACGACACGGAGGCUGAGAGGAAUGCACUGAAAGAGCACGUCUACCCCAAACUACGAGAUUUCUGCAGGGAGAACUACGGCAUUGAAUUCCAGGUGGUGGACCUCUACUGGGGUGUGGACCCGGAGGAGUGGGACAGUCCGGAGCUGCAGCGGCUUCGGAUGAAGCUCCUGGAGGAAUGUCUGAAGACAUCAGUGGGACCGUGCUUCGUUGGUUUGGUGGGGGAGAAGUAUGGCAGCAUUCGAGUGCCAGGUGAAGUGGAAUCGGCAGAGUUUGAGAUGAUCUUGGACGCGGCGAUGGAGGCCGGGCUGGACACACACAUCUUAGACGAGUGGUACUGCAGGGAUGAAAACUCUGUGCCACCCGCAUACUACCUCAAACCCAAAGCCCAAAUGCUUAAGAACUACCAGAACUCUAUGGAGUCCAGCAGCGCGGCCAAGACCAAGAAUGACAAGGCCUGGAGGAAAGUGUCGGAAGACAUCAAGCGGAUCUUCCGUACGGCGGUGCUGCAGCUUCAAGAGAAGGGAACAAUGCCGAGCGCUCAGGCCAAGAAAUUCCUUUGCUCUGCCUUGGAGGAUGAAUUAGACUUUGCCCUCGGGAAACAAACUCCUGCCUUUCUCAGGAAAUGUGUUUGCUACAUUCGCAAGAUCUCAAACUUUGACCGUUUUGCCAAACUCCCAGAGAUGGCCCGCUACAUGGACAUUGUGGUGAACGGUGACCGCAUCAUGCGCAACCAGGAAGCCUACGAGCGCCUGUUGAAGGUGCGGGAUGAGUUCAUACCAACAGUGGUGGCGGCAUCCAACCUGCGCGUUUACUCCUCUGUCACGCAUUGUGACAUGAAGCUCGGCUACUCCCAGGAAGUGGAGAGCCACUAUGUGGAGGGUCUGUGCAAACAGUUCUACGAGGACAUGGUGGAUAUCAUUCAGGCCACAGUUCAGCAGAACUUUGACACAGAGACCGACCCGUUGUACGAUGAGAUCCUGCAACACCUGUCCCUCUGCAAAGCAUAUGCAGCACUGUAUGAGUACAAGGCUGAGUUCUUGGAUUACGUGCAGGAGUAUAUUUUGCCAUCUAAAGGGAGUAGGAUGAGUCCGCUUGUGGUACAUGGGGGACCCUGCACGGGAAAAACUUUGCUGCUUGCUGAAGUUGCCAAACAGGCCUACACGUGGCUGCAGAAAGAGAUGGGCCCAGAAACUGACCCAGUGGUCAUUGUCCGUUUCAUUGGCUCCAGUCAGUCCUCCACAGACUUGCGCACCCUCCUCCAGAGCAUCUGUGAACAGAUUGCAAUAAACUAUCGCUGCUUGAUUCACUUUUUGCCUAACAAGAUCCAGGAGAUGAGGGAGCUCCUGGUCAACCUCCUUGGGGAAUCUUCCUUCCACAGGCCUUUGGUCAUCAUCCUGGAUGCCCUUGAGCAGCUGUCGGAUGCCGACGAAGCCCGCAAACUCUGGUGGCUUCCCAUACACCUCCCUCGGACGGUCCGCAUUGUAGUCUCAACUUUGCCCAAUAAACAUGGAAUCUUACAGAAGCUCCGACAUGCCAUUCAUGAUGACGACUAUUAUGUGGAGUUAACACAGCGGGAUCGCAAAGUCUGCAGCCAGACAUUAAAGCAACAGUUACUUGGCGUCAAGAGAAAGGUCACCUCCGGCCAGCAGAUCUAUGUAAACGAGGCUCUAGCCAAGUGUACGUUGCCAAUGUUUGUCAAUCUCAUCUACAGAGAGGUAGUCCACUGGAGGUCCCACAAAGAUGUGGAUGAGAAGUCCCUGUGCUCUACAGUCCAUGAAAGCAUAGAGCAGCUGUUCUAUUCAGUCGAGAAUAAGUUGGGCCAACGAUUUGUCUUUAGAGCAUUAGGAUAUAUCACCAUGGCCAAGGCCGGCUUAACUGAAAUCGAGUUGGAGGAUAUUCUAUCCCUGGAUAACAUAGUUCUUGGUGACGUUAUAGUUGCAUCUUACCUCAAAAAUCCCUUGAGAAUCUCUUAUGACUUGGUAGCAAGGCUCAAAGAGGAGCUGGAAGGUUAUCUGGUAGAACGUCAGGUACGCAACGUCACUCUGAUGGUCUGGGCCAACAGACACCUGCAUCUCAUUGCCCAGAAGCUGUACCUCGGCAACGAGGAGGAUGUCCAUCAAAUGCACAGCCUUCUCGCGGAGUACUUCCUGGGAGCAUGGUCAGGGGGCAGAAAGAAGAUCUUUACGUACGACAACAAUCACUUCACUUCCCAAAAUAUAUCACACCACAAAAACCCACAUCAACAAUCUCAUGAGAAAACAUCAUCUGACAAGUACUCUUACGACAGGCAAACACCUGAACAGCCUUGGGUCUUCCAGUGCAACCUUUUGGAACCUGACAUUUUUUUUGUCAACCACAGGAAGAUGACAGAGUUGGUGUUCCACCUCACCAGAAGCGGGCGCACUGAUGACCUCAUGUUUGGCGUUAUCAUGAAUUUCAGCUGGCUGUACACAAUGAUCAAGAUCGGCCAGUUUGAAAAGGCCUUAAACGAUAUUGACUUGGCGUACAGUUACACCCAGGAAAAAGAACUGAAGUUUCUAUCCACCACUCUUCGCGGCAUCAAGGUAAAGGUUUUGAAGAACCCAGCAUCUCUCUCAGCAGAACUGCAGCAAAGGCUUUUGCCAGUUGUCACGUCCCUGCCCAAGCUUCGACACCUCCUUCUGGAGUGCGACAAGGAUGGUCCCAAGUACUGCUCGAUUGUGCCUCUGCACUCCUCCAUGGAUGUCACCUACAGUCCAGAGAGGCUUCCUUUGUGCUCAAGUUACAUGCAGAUUGUGGAGAUCCUACCCACUCUAGCCCCAAACAUUGUCCUCGUAGCACUUGAAGAUGGGUCUGUCAGCACAUGGGAUGUCGAGACUAGACAACUUCUGCGACAGAUCGACACAGCCAGAUCUGUUGUGCUGGGAAUCAGGCUAACCAGUGAUGAGAAAUAUCUUGUUGUGGCCACCACUAAAAACACGCUUCUGAUCUACGAUAAUCAUAAAUCCUGCCUUCUAUCCGAGGUUGAAAUCAAAGGUUCCAAGCAUGGUGGGAUCAGUGGCGGGGUGGCUUUCAUCAAUGGCUUCACUUUAUCCACUCACCAUGCUUUAGCUUGGCUUGAGGCCAGUAAAGACGUCAACGUUAUUGAUUUACUUUACGGUUGGCCUCUCUAUCAGUUCCAUUGCUGGUACGAGGUGACGUGUGUCCAGUGCUCUCCAGAUGGAAUGUAUGCCUUCUGUGGACAGUACCUCAACACCGCAUCCAUCUUUCAUCUGGGUAAUGGGGACAAGUUGGCCACUGUUACAUCGGAAUUUUCUGGAGGUUUUGUCAAGUCCAUUCUUGUCCUGGACACACUCAACCAAAUGGUGAUGAUUGACAAUGAAGGCAGUCUCUCAGUAUGGAACACCAAAGAAAUCACCAACCCACGUCUGAUGGAGGAUUAUGACUGCAGAGGGGAUGACAGUGAGGUGGUCAGCAUUGAGUUGUCUGAAGACCAGCGCUCAAUUCUCCUGUGCAAGGCUCGAAGCAUUGAGGUUCUAGAUACAAAAGUGUGGAAAAUGGUGGAGAAGUUCAAAGCUAAACGUAGUGAACGCUUUGUAGCUGCUGUUCUCUCUAAAAACGGACAAAGCAUCGUGGCCUCAAUGGAGAAGACCUCUUCUAUCUUUGUGUGGAGGAGGGACAGCGGGCAGUGCAUGGCCAGCCUGAUCGAGAUAUCAGGAGCCAUUGUCAAACUCAUCAAAUCAGUCCACCACAACCUGCUCCUUUCUGUUGCCAGCAGCGGAGUGCUGUCUGUCUGGGACAUUGAUAUCAUCACAGCUAUGUCCAAUAUUGACAAAACGGGCAAGAAGAUUCAAACAUUGCAGUUGUCAGGUAGAGAGGAUUAUGUGUUUACAAUGGAUGGCUCAGAAGCAGUCCAUAAGUGGAACUUUAGCACCGGAUUUAUAGAGACUGUCUUCAAGCACGAGGGCAUAGUGGAAAACUGUGUGCUAACCUCCUCAGGUGAUCUCAUGGUAACAUCAGAUGACAAGUGCAGUCAGUACAUCUGGCAAACCAGCUCUGGGGAGAACAUCUUUCGCAUCAAUGGACAGAGGAUAUCCCAGUUGCUAAUAACCCACAAUGACCAGUUUGUUGUGUCCCUUUGUGAGCAAAAUGCCUCAAGAGUUUGGAGACUUGCUACAGGACACAAAGUUUGCAACAUCCUAGUCACGCUCCAGAACGCAUUGGUCACCACAGCCAAUACAUUUCUGGUGGGAACCUCCAAAAACAAGCUCCUCGCUGUCAGCUUGUGGUCGGGCAGCGUAUCUAAGAAAUUUGUUUGCGAUGACGGCAUCACUAUCGUCAAUUUCAAACUUAUCCCUGACUGCCCUGACUGUGUCGUGUUCAUCACGUCCACAGAGACCGUCUUCAUCUGGAGCGUGGCGGACGAAGCCGUAUGCAGACGUGUCCAGUUGCCGGCCAACUUUCUUAAAAAUCUUGAGGAUUUCCAGAUAUCACCCAAUGGCAAACAAGGAAUUGUGUCGAAAGGUGACGAAAAUAUUAAUGUGCUGGACCUACACAGUGGGAAGCUGAGGCUGGUCCAUGCUGCCGGUAUAAUCUGGCGUCAAAAAUUAUCCCGAGACGGCCGUUAUCUCGUAUACAUCUGCUUCCGCAACUGUGAUGAGGACGACGACGCUGGCGUUGUUUCCAAUCUAAUUGUGAUGCGUCUCGCUGACGGGAAGAGUAUUGGCACAUGCUCCUUAUACAAGACGCCCACUUUCCUUUCGCUUUCCCAGAGAGCUUUGAACAUCAUCAUUGGCUUUGAGGAUGGCAGCAUUGGCACAUACACGGUAGUGGACCGUGUAGACGCUGCCCUCAAGAUCAAAAUAGCCACCUCCAACAGCCGCCAGAUCGUCAACAAUGCUUCUCAAAAGGUGCGGCCAAAAUGUGGCAAUCAUUCCUUUAAGACCGUGGCUGACUGCAUUUGGAGGGAAUCAACAGAAGUCUUCUCCAGGGACAGCCCGAUCAAUGUGUCUGACUCCGGUGAAGGUGAGUCUACUACUCCGACGAAAAAGGCAGAGCUGCUGCAGUGAGCGGGUGGGAGUUAAAAAAAAAAAAAGAGUGGUGUAUCUGUGGCGAGUUUCAGAAUCUUUGGCAGUGGGGUUGCGGUUGACUCUUGUUUACAGCCACGUGAUUCAGCUGCAAAUGUCAGGCGUCUGACUAUUUCAACGCUGCACUCAAAUGAUGUAUUACCUAGCUGUCACUGUUUUAGUUGGUUUUACAUUCAGAUGGUCGGGAGAAAGUAACACAUGAACACAUGUUGUGAGAUAUGAGUUGGCCGUUAUGUGUCCUUUUUGCAUCUGAAGAACAGUUAUCAUCCAAAUGUUAUUUGUGACAGGAUGUUGUCAAACCGUUCCAGUCACUGGUACAAUAAGUUCAUUUACAUUGCUGGCUAUAGUGUUCCUUCAACUAAUUUAUUUUACGUCUACAUCUGUUGGUAUGUACACAAAAAAAUUAACAUAUGUACAUACCGUUUUGGCUGCUGCAAUUUGUGCAACUCCUUAAAAUGUUAUUGUGCUUAAUGCAAUCAAAGUGAGUGCCUGGAAUUUCUAAAUGUCUUUAUGUGCAGACUACAAGAUUUAUGAAAAUGCAGGGAAUUUGUAAACACAGAGUCAAAAACAGGAGUGACUGGUUGCUCUUUGUACCAAUAGUAGUAGAGGUUUUGAUUUACUGUGAAUUUUCCUGCAGUUCCAUCAGUGUGUGAGGUGUGUGUUUUAAAAGGGGAACGCCACUAAGGAGCAUACAGUGUAGCAUAGCACCGUACACAGUCACGCCUUAAUGAGAGUACUUACUUGCUUUAGGUCUAGUGGAGUUCAAGUGUUCACAUGUCAAUAAGAGAAAAGGACAGCAUUAUUAGUCCAUUUGGCCCUGUGAAUAUACAGUAUUUAGAGGUUUAGACACUAGGUGGAAGCACUUUAUUGGUGGUUUGUGAGCAAUUAUUACAUUUAUUCCUACAUUCUAUGGAGCAUUGUGUUUGUUGUUUUUAGCUGAUCUAGAGUUGUCUUAACACCGUUUUCAAACAGGAUUUGCCUACAGAAACACUCGAGAUGUCCAGGUACUUUGUCCUGCCUUUAUUAUUGUUGCAAAGACAAACAGACGUGAAAAAGAUUAAGUCAUGGGUCACAUGGUUCUGGCAAAUAUUAAUACUAAUUCAAUGUAGACUGUACUCGUCAUUGUACCUUUAACAAAAAUGCCUUUGUUGAUAUGACAGAUGCACAACCAUUGUUUGAAAUACAAAGUCAUGGCCAGUGGUGUCCAAAGUGCGGCACAGGAGGGCAUUCUUGCUCUUUUUUUUUAUUGAAUCUGCUUAUUGUAAAAACAAAUAAAAUGUAUUAUGAAUGAGAUACACUAUGAGAUAUUACGCUAAGCUAAGAUGGCCUACAUUGGAUUGGUUUUAGCAUCCUUAAUGCAAAAGAUGUCUUAAAGUUUUAUGUAUGCGGCCCUCGGUGAAGACAGUUUGGGCACCCCUGAUCUUAGUAACUAAGAGACCCCACAGAACUCACCCUUAUUAAGAUCAGGUCAGGCUGUGAGUAAGAACCACAAUGUUGACCUGAGACAAAGCCACACACUCUCCUCUCAAAGGGCUAAUCCACCUUCUAUGUUUACUCCGUUUUGAUGGUGACGGCCCGAGUAUCAUUAGCAGCAUCAAGCUUUAAAAUAUUCCCUGAAAAUAUUCCCUAUUAUUAUUAAAGAUGACUAUAUCAUGUAAUUGCCAAAGUCCCAGUCUUAGUUUGGUUCAUUUUAUUUCAUGAGGCUUGUGGUGUAAUGGUAUUGUUACAAAAUGGUUUCAGUGUUGGACUGUGCUUUUGUUCAUGAUAGAAAAAAAUGUGUUAUAUUUGUUUAAGGAAAAAAAAAAAAAAGAACGAAAGAAGAAUCCUCGCCUAAUAUAUUGGAAUGCCAGUUUCAUCUUCUAUUUGAAUGUGGCCAUAUGGGAGCCAGUAAAUGGUAUUAAUUGUACGUUAAAGUAACUUGAAUGACUUUUAAUAACUUCUACGUUUGCAACACAUAGUUGACAUACUGGUGAUGAAUGUUUCUAUGGUAUUCUUUGUAUUGUCAGGACUGAUUUACCUGUUUAGAGAUUUAUAUUUUCAUAAAUGUUGUACUUAUACUUUGUUACAGAGUUGUUUUACUGGAACUCAAGCAGAAAAGAAACUUACGUCCAAAGCAAUAUGAAACUAGUGUGUAUGCAUUGUUUGUAUGGAACAUUUUAAUGUAAUAAAAUGGUUCACUUUUUUGCCUCCAUGAUGUCGGCAUCUGACGCUGUCUAAUUAUUGACAUUGUGAUCAUGUUUUGCGCCACGCCAGCACUGUCGUUAUAUGCAUUUUUGUUGUCACCGCAGCUAAGACGUCGGCAACAACAAUAACAAGCACCCACACUUCCUCGUGUAUUACACAGCUGUAAAACCAUAAGAUAAGCCAGUAAUUGGUCUUCCCCACUUGGUGUCAAAUGUUGGACAAGCGUGGUGAAUACAUCGCUGAAGCGGCUGACAUUGUCAUUGUAAUUAGGUGGUGCAUGCAGUGUGCACACACACACACACAUAGAUUGGCCAAUGAAAUGCCUGCUGCAUCGGUCUGCUGUUUUAAUUUCCCAGCUGUGUCACUCUAAGCCAAUCUGUCUGUGUGUGUGUACAUGUGUGGGUUUGUGUGUGUCUCCUGUCUCCACGACAACAUCAGGUCCACAGUGGUGACGAGCUUGGCCACGCCCUUCUAAUUCUAAUGAUGGUGAGCGUAUUCAUUUGGGGCUGCCUGCCGUCCUUAUGACAACCAACAAUCCCCGCUUCGCAUCCAUUCCACCUGCAGGACCUUGUGGGUGUGUAAUUACACUAUUUGUUUAUCAAGGUCUCUUCAGGUCACACUUUGUGUCCUACGGUGGGUACAGUAGGACAACGCUUGGUUAUUUACUUGGAGCUAAAAUAGCCAUGUCAUUGUCAGUUGUGUUUGCUCUGUAAGCCUGCUCCUCCUGCUUUUUUUUCCACCAGUAACCAGCAUUUGCAGUGAUGGGGAAGCCUCUGACUUCUCCAGUUUCUCUCCCUCCCGUCCUCCAGCUUCUACCCUCUGGUGGGGAGAGAUAAACCAGCCAACACUAAACACUUUAACCUUAGCAAGAGCAGCAGCAGAGAUUGAAGAGAGUCUGACACUGACUAAAAAAGCCUUUUGGCCCGAGACUGCAUAGACAAAAAACAUGCAUAUUGAAUGCUGCUUAGAAGACAAUGCUGGCCAUUUUUAAGAUGACUGACACAUGCCACUCAUUGCAAGCAUUCUUCUCCUCAGACUUGAAAUGGGAACAAAAGCCAUCACUACAUUUUGACAUGUAGCACAUGCCUCUUUUUAAGCAGGAAAUGUAAGCUACUCAUUUAAAGAGAUUAAAUUGUCCAAUUUGUGAGGUGAGGAACUGAAGUGAUUUGCCAUAACAACAGCUCAUUUAGUGAAUAGAAAAAUAGCUAUCUCUAUUCACACCAAUACAGUCGUCCCUCGCUACAUCCCCGUUCGAGCAACGCUCUAUUGUGUUUUUUGGAGAGAAAAAAAAUCACUUUUUCAUGGUUGACUCUGGCCUAUUAUUUGUCUAAAAAUAUUGAAAGACAAGUUAUACUGGAUGUAGUAUCUGUAUUCUGGUCACUACUAGGCAUUAGGGGUGCAAGGAUACCCAAAAUUCACGGUUUGGUUCAAUAUGUUUGUAUUAUGGGUUGAUACUUUUUUAAUACAAAAAUAAAUUACCUUGCCUUUUUUACAUUUAAAUUUUCUGCUGACCAAAAAAAUCACCAUGUAAUAAGAAUCUAAAAGUAAAAGUAUAUAAUGGAGAUCCAUGUGGUGCAUUGUUAGCAGCAGAGUCAAUCCAUCCAUCCAUUUUCUACUGCUUAUCCUCACUAUAGUGAAGCGGGGUACACCCUGGACUGGUCGCCAGCCAAUCACAGGGCACAUAUAGACAAACAACCAUUCACACUCAUAUUCAUACCUAUGGACAAUUUGGAGUCGCCAAUUAACCUAGCAUGUUUUUGGAAUGUGGGAGGAAACCGAUCUCCUGACUGCGUGGCCUACAUGCUAACCACUCCAACACUGUGGUUUCAAUUGUAUCUUGUUAUGCAACAAUUUCAUUGAACUCAAUGGGGUUACAAACCCAAUUCAAAACUACAUUGACACUUGGGCGGAUAUCAAAAGAGUAACAUAAAAGCAACAUAAAAUAGGAAAAACUUAGAAACAAAUGAUUAUCUUAACACUACGUAGUUCAGCAACAUGUUCGGCUGUAAUAUAAACUUCUAUGAAGGUUCCUUCUAAGUUGCGUGCAUUGGCAAUCGCACGCUGCUCCCAUGUUGUCAGUGCACUAUAUAGUACAGUCUUA
Messenger RNA from Doryrhamphus excisus (bluestripe pipefish), 9970 nucleotides. It is a transcript of the gene nwd2, whose product is annotated as NACHT and WD repeat domain containing 2. The record is from RefSeq and is a predicted model, not a curated record. Lineage: Eukaryota; Metazoa; Chordata; Actinopteri; Syngnathiformes; Syngnathidae. Gene Ontology annotation, molecular function: protein binding.